Molecule: messenger RNA, 345 nt
Organism: Centropristis striata (black sea bass)
Lineage: Eukaryota; Metazoa; Chordata; Actinopteri; Perciformes; Serranidae
Gene: msmb
Product: beta-microseminoprotein
Exons: 4
Coding region: 1-345 (114 amino acids)
Source: RefSeq, a predicted model, not a curated record
AUGGAUAUAAAAGCUUCUCUCCAUGUGUUUGUUUGCCUGCUGGGAUUGGUGGUCCUGUGUCACUCUGAUUGCACUCUAGAGGAGUUAGUGCUGAAAGAUCUGAAUAACCCUCCAAAAGGGUGUGUGGACAAGGAUGGAAAGCAGCACGACUUUGGCUCUGAAUGGAAAGGGAGAGACUGCAUGUCAUGCUCUUGUUCACAAGAAGGCAUGAGCUGUUGCACCGAUAUCCCUGAUGCAGAUACAGUAGACAUUCCUGCGGAGUGUGAGCUGUUGGUAGAUAAAGAGGCCUGCUCUGCCAAGGUUGUGAUGAAGUCAGACAAGACAAAGGAGUGUAACCCUCUCUGA